Trypanosoma rangeli is the source of this 1941-nucleotide messenger RNA. Its product is annotated as putative intraflagellar transport protein component. Gene Ontology annotation, biological process: cilium assembly; intraciliary transport. The transcript has a single exon. Gene Ontology annotation, cellular component: centriole; intraciliary transport particle B; cilium. The record is from RefSeq and is a predicted model, not a curated record. Bases 1 to 1941 code for a protein of 646 amino acids. Lineage: Eukaryota; Euglenozoa; Kinetoplastea; Trypanosomatida; Trypanosomatidae.
AUGAGCGGGACAAAUUCGCCAAGUAACGGCCAUGCAGUGGAUUCUCCAGUGAAGGAGACCUCGCGGAAAAUUCUCUUCAACGUCUGCCGAAAAGAACUGUACCACCCCAACAAGGGUUACAAGCAGCUGGCUCGUCGCUUAAAGCAAGUCGGCACUGUGGAUGUGAACAAGGAGGAUAUAACAUUGGAGCGUCUGUUACCAUAUGACAUUGUUGUUUUUGGUGCUUCUCAAGAUAAGCUCAGUGAGGAAGACCUUUCUGUCAUUCGCGAGUACGUUGAGCGCGGUGGCUCUGUGAUUAUGUUGUUUGGCGAUGGACAUGGCGGUCGUUACUCCUACCUGAAUCAGACACUUGAUGCGUGGACGGGCAUUACGCUUAACGAGGAUUGCGUUGUGCGUACUGUUAUGAACAAAUACCUACACCCCAAAGAGGUGUGUGUCGCAAAUGGAGUGACAAACAGGGCGAUAAACAAGGCAGCUGGAAAAAAUGUUUUGGGGGCUCAUGGGUAUCAAGGUGACCGAGGUGGAUUUAAGACAGGUGGCUCCACCUUCGGUGAUCGUCCUGCUCCUGUUACACUAAAUCGAACCGUUGCCGCCGGGGCCUUGGGCGGCGCAACGUUGAGUGGUGCUGCGGUGGCUAUGCAGCAACAGAUGGCGGAGAAAAAUGCAGCUGAUGGCCCCACCAGCCUUGUAUUUGUGUACCCACACGGCCUUAGCUUUAACGUGAGCCGCCCAGCGGUGCCAAUCCUUAGCAGUGGGUUUAUGGCCUAUCCAUUAAACCGCCCAAUUGCGGCAGUAUGGGAGUGCGACGACGUGGUGGAGCACAACGGUCAACAGAAGCAUGGGAAGCUGCUGCUUAUAGGCAGUGGCCUCAUGAUGGAGGAUGCCUGGCUUGGAAAGGAGGAGAAUGAGCUACUAACGACCGUUCUCUUCGACUACAUGUAUCAUAGGGUAAAACUGAACCAAAUUGAUGCCGAUGAACCAGACAUUGCGGAUUAUAACCAUGUUCCUGACACCGCCUCUCUAUCCGAGCGAUUGCGGGUUGCUGUAGAGCAGCAAGAGGAGCUACCGCGUGAUUUUACCAAGCUCUUUCAAACUGAAACAUUCAAGCUGGACACAGACAUAAUUCCGGACGUUAUUGAGGCCUAUAACAAGCUCAACGUGAAGCAAGAACCUUUAACACUUAUUCCACCGGAGUUUCUGACGCCGCUGCCUCCAGUGAAGCCCGCUGUGUUUGAGCCCACCCAUCGGGAUCCGAUGGCACCCGCAUUAGAUCUCUUUGACCUAGAUGAGGAAUUUGCACCCGAGAAGGUGCGGUUAAGUCAGUUAACGAACAAGUGCAAACCCGAGGAUGUCCAAUUUUACAUUUUGCAGGCCGCAGAGAUUCUUGGUGUCACCAAGAGAUUACGAAGUCCACGUAAUCGUGACCCUCGUGCACUUCUAGACUACGUCUUUCGCCAGGUGGUGCAUUACAAGAAAGUCAAUGCUGGCUAUGCGCAAGCGACAUCCAAUGCAGGGUUGGAUUCCUAUGGAAGUGACGCCAAUGCAGCCGCUGCUGCAGCCGCCGGUAGCAUGAUGCGGGUAAUACGCGUAUCCACUGGCGCAAACGGGAAUAAGGAUACCACACCGUUUGAUGAUAACGUACCUUGGACACUACAACUUCAAGCGGACUUUGGCAGUGGAAACAUUUCGGGGAGACUUAUCUUGCACGAGUCUUCCUUGCGGUUUCCUGCGCAAGAGGCUUCUCUGGAUGGCACAAUAAAGCCACCUGGGGAACGAGAAUACCCCAUGGAGUGGGGUGUGCUGUUGCAGGGGGUGCACGAGGAGCAGAUCUUUUUUGUUUUUCUCGCUAUGUUGCAGGGAAACACGCUACGUGGCAUGUGCGAGGUGGCAGGUGCAAAUAGCAAUACCCGAAACUUUGUGUAUGAGAUUGAAGAGCUUUAG